GCUCGCCUCGCCGCUGAGAGCCUGAGACCAAAUCCCAAAUCCCGUUACGCAGCCGGACCACCACACACAAAUACCGUUGCCGUCCCGUCCCCUCGCGCUCGGGUCCGUUCCUUCGUAAACCCAGUCCGGGAGGAGCGCCAUGGGAGAAGAGACCCUCGUGGCCAUGCCGCUCGCGCCCCACCACCACCACCACGCCCGCCUCGAUGCGCUCCCACACCACGUCGCCCCCGCGCCGCCGCCGCAGCAGCAGGCGCCUCCGCCGGAGCCAACCGUCGCGGACAGCAAGGAGGAGGAACGGGAUCGUGGCGUCGUCGAGCCGCCGGCGCCAGCCCCGCGGCCGGAGACCCCGCCGUCGCCCGGGCUCGCCGCCGCGGCGGGCGCCGGCGAGGUUGGGGACGUGUACUACGCGCGCAGGAUGCUGCAGGGCGCGGUGCUGCGGCCGCCGCCGCACCUGCCGCAGCCCGAGGCGCCGCCGGGCCUGGCCAGGGCGCUCUCCGCGCCCGCGCCGCACGGCUACGCAGAGGAGGAGGCAGAGGAAACAGAAGCGGGAGGGAGACAGAGGCCCGUGGACCGGUCCGCCUCCGCGAACUCCGCCGCCGCCGCCGUCGCCGUGGACGUGGCGUCCAUCGGGCGGUUCCUCCGCGACCGCCGCGCCGUGCUGUCCUCGGCCAUCACCCGCCGCAUCUCGUCGCUCAAGGAGUCCUCGGCGCCUCCCGCCGCGGCCGACACCUACGGCGUGCAGGAGAUCCACCUGCCCAACGUGAAGGUCACGGUGCGCCUCAAGGACGCGAUCGCCGCCGAGGACGACGACAUCUCUCUGGCUGACAGCAACGACGACGGUGGGUACUCCUUCUCGGGCGGCCACAUCAAGGGCCGGGUGAGCUUCUUCUCCCGCUCGGGCUGCCGCGACUGCGCCGCCGUGCGCGCCUUCUUCCGGCAGUCCGGCCUGCCCUACGUGGAGAUCAACCUGGAUGUGUUCCCGGAGCGCGAGGCCGAGCUGGCCUCCCGCGCGGGCGCCGCUGCCCGGGUGCCCCAGAUCUUCCUCAACGAGAAGCUCCUGGGCGGGCUCGUCGUGCUCAACUCCCUGCGCAACAGCGGCGAGUUCGAGCGCCGCGUGCGCGACCUCGCGGGCCGGCGGUGCCCCGACUCGGCGCCCCGGAUGCCCGUGUACGGGUUCGACGACGACGCCGGCGGCAAGGAGGGGGAGGAGGCCGAGGACGCCAUGGUGGGCGUCGUGAGGGUGCUGCGGCACCGGCUGCCGAUCCAGGACAGGUUCGUCAGGGUGAAGCUCGUGAAGAACUGCUUCUCCGGCGCCGACAUGGUCGACGGCAUCGUGAACCAUCUGGAGUGCAGCAGGAAGAAGGCGGUGGAGAUAGGAAAGGAGCUCGCGAGAAAGCACUUCAUCCACCAUGUCUUCAGGGAGAACGACUUCGAAGACGGCAGCCAGAACCUGUACCGGUUCCUGGAGCACGACCCUGCCGUCCCCAAGUACUACAACUUCCGGGGCUCCACCAACGACGGCGAGCCCAAGCCGGCGGCCGCCGUCGGGCACAGGAUGACCAAGAUCAUGCUCGCCAUCCUGGAGGCCUACGCCUCCGACGACCGCCGCCACCUCGACUACAGCCGCAUCGCCGCCAGCGAGGAGUUCAGAAGGUACGCGAACCUGGUGCAGGAGCUCCAGCGGGCGGACAUGACCGCGCUCCCGGCGGAGGAGCGGCUGCCGUUCUUCCUGAACCUGCACAACGCCAUGGCCAUCCACGCCGUGAUCCGGGUCGGCCAGCCAGGGGCCGUCGACCGGCGGCCCUUCUUCUCCGACUUCCAGUACAUCGUCGGCGGGCAACCCUACUCCCUCGCGGCCAUCAGGAACGGCAUCCUCAGGGCUAACCGGCGGCAGCCAUACACGCUGGCUAAGCCGUUCGGCUCCAACGACAGGAGGCUCGAGCUCGCGCAACGGAGGGCGAACCCGCUCGUGCACUUCGCUCUGUGCGACGCGACGCGGUCGAGCCCGAUCGUUCGUUUCUACACGACGCAGAGCGUGGAGCCGGAGCUCCGGCACGCGGCCAGGGAGUUCUUCCUCCACGGCGGCGUGGAGAUCGACCUGGAGAGCCGGACCGUCCACCUCACCAGGAUCGUCAAAUGGUACAGCGCUGACUUUGGGCAGGACAGGGACAUUCUCCGGUGGCUCCUCAACUACUUGGACCCGACCAAAGCCGGGCUCCUGACGCACCUCCUGAACGAUGGCGGCCCGAUCAACGUCUCCUACAUGAACUACGACUGGUCUCUGAACGUCUGAGCAGAAUCCACCCGGCGAAGUCUUCUUGUCCGUACAGUUGGUAAAGCCUUGUGGCCUUGUGGGCGUGCCACGACCCACGAUACAGUCAGAGUUGCAGUCAGUGGGAUUAGCAAUUGGCCAAUGGCCAAUAGGGCGAAUCACUGAGCAUAGAUUGCAUCAGGAUAUGGAGCUUAAUCGGUAAGGGAGCGUGGACAUGUAUAUAUAGCAUUGUGAACUCCGAUAGGGAAAGAAAAAGAGUAGGUUUACGCGGGGAAAUGGUGAAGAGGUGUAUGCAUUUUGUGUCGCAUUGUUCGUAUUGAAAAGGUGUAUGCAUUUUGGUAAUGGUGAAGUGACGCAGAACAUUUUGAAGUUUGAUGAUGUAUGUAUGUGCAUUUAAGCUUUCACUUUUUUUUUUUGGG
Messenger RNA from Setaria italica (foxtail millet), 2691 nucleotides. RefSeq lists its product as uncharacterized. The transcript is spliced from 6 exons. The coding region runs from base 140 to 2293 and encodes 717 amino acids. Gene Ontology annotation, biological process: intracellular signal transduction. The record is from RefSeq and is a predicted model, not a curated record. NCBI's taxonomy places the organism in Eukaryota, Viridiplantae, Streptophyta, Magnoliopsida, Poales, Poaceae.